This is a messenger RNA of Thlaspi arvense, 1531 nucleotides long. The record is from the annotation of a GenBank genome assembly. NCBI's taxonomy places the organism in Eukaryota, Viridiplantae, Streptophyta, Magnoliopsida, Brassicales, Brassicaceae.
AUGAAUAUUAGGUGGUACGAAGCCAUGACAGUUUCAGACGUUUAUCGUCCUCCUCUGUUCAGUAUAGCCCCGAUGAUGGGAUGGACAGACAAUCACUACAGAACCCUAGCACGUCUUAUAUCAAAACACGCAUGGCUCUACACGGAAAUGUUAGCAGCUGAAACCAUUGUCUAUCAAGAAGAAAACCUGGACAGCUUUUUGGCGUAUUCUCCCGACCAGCAUCCCAUCGUACUUCAAAUUGGUGGAAGAAACUUGGAGAAUUUGGCAAAAGCUACCAGGCUUGCUAAUGCUUACGGCUAUGAUGAAAUUAAUUUUAACUGUGGAUGUCCAAGCCCAAAAGUAAGUGGACGAGGUUGUUUUGGUGCUGUUCAUAUGCUUAACCCAAAGUUUGUUGGUGAGGCUAUGUCUGUCAUUGCUGCCAAUACCGAUGCACCCGUCACUGUGAAAUGUCGAAUUGGUGUUGAUGAUCACGAUUCAUAUAGUAAUUUCAUUCAUAUAGUCUCUUCAACAUCCCCUACUAAGCAUUUCAUCAUACAUUCAAGAAAGGCGCUCUUGUCUGGACUUAGCCCGGCAGAUAACCGUCGAAUUCCGCCCUUAAAGUGCGUCCCGGCUUAUAUAUGUAUUGCUCUAACACAGCUUGUUUCCAAAGAAUCUCUCGCGUUUUCAUCUGCACUUCUGCUUGUCAAAUGCAGAUACGAGUAUUUCUUUGCCCUUUUGCGUGAUUUCCCAGACUUGAAGUUCACAAUAAAUGGAGGCAUUAACUCUGUGCUUGAGGCAGAUGCUGCAUUAAGGUCUGGAGCUCAUGGCGUUAUGCUUGGGCGUGCUGCAUACUACAACUAUUUUAUGGAAUUUCUAUGUUGGCUAUGUAACAGUCCUUGGCACCUAUUGGGACACGUCGAUACUCUAAUUUAUGGAUCUCCAAGCAGUGGGAUUACAAGGCGACAGGUUCUUGAAAAAUAUCAAGUCUACGGGGAGUCUGUUCUCGGGAAAUAUGGAAAAGGCCGACCGAAUCUUCGUGAUAUAGUGAGGCCAUUGAUCAAUCUGUUCCACUCGGAGCUUGGAAAUGGCCAGUGGAAACGUAGAACCGAUGCUGCUCUCUUGCACUGCACCACAAUGAAAACGUUUUUGGACGAAGUGUUACCGGCAAUACCCGACUUUGUCCUCGAUUCGUCUGCUGUCAAAGAGGCGACUGGACGCGAAGAUCUCUUUGCGGACGUACGACGUUUGUUGCCUCCUCCUUACGAAAGAGAGCCACACUCAUCCAAAGAGUUGAAAAGUCUGCCAGAGAAACCUACAAUUCUUGAUGAGGAAUGACAAAAUCUCAAUUCUAUUUUUGUUAUAAUUAUACUUGUCCUUAAAUGGACCGUUUAAUUAUUAAAUCGUGAGAGAGAUACUUAAUGUAUAAGCCAUAACGAAGGAUAUUAGUAGCCACAUAUAUCAUUACAAAUUCUCUGUCUAGCAAUUUCCUCAACUUGUGAAUCAGUUCUUUGUUGUUAAUGAAAGCAACAUACAAAUACAAUGUUAAAACACA